This is a messenger RNA of Chilo suppressalis (striped riceborer), 3456 nucleotides long. The record is from the annotation of a GenBank genome assembly. Lineage: Eukaryota; Metazoa; Arthropoda; Insecta; Lepidoptera; Crambidae.
CAAUAUUCUAAAAAUUCAGUACUCUCUCAGUCAAAAUUCAGUGCUCUCUCAGUCAAAAUUAAGUCAGUGUCAAAUUGAAUGUUUUGAUAAUACAUGUGAUUUCGAAUUCAUAAUAGAUUCCCAAUUCCAGAAUCAUGUCUGGAAAGAAAUGUAAGCAUUGUGGUUCUUCGGAAAUUGAAGUGGACCCGGCUAGGGGUGAUGCAGUGUGCACAAACUGUGGUACAGUGCUAGAGGACAAUAUUAUCGUUGCUGAAAUCGAGUUUCAGGAGGCUGCACACGGUGGUUCCUCUGCUAUAGGACAGUUCGUUUCAGCUGAAUCAAAGGGUGGAGCUAGUGGCUUUGGUCGAGCAUUUAAUGCUGGCAUUGGGCAAGAAUCAAGAGAGAUAACCCUGCGAAAAGCCAGAGAUGGUAUAACUGCUUUAUGUCAGCAACUGCGUCUUAACCAACAGUGCAUUGAUAUUGCUUGCAAUUUUUUCAAGAUGGCACUAACUAGGCAUCUGACUAUUGGCAGGCCUGCAAGUCACACACAAGCUGCAUGUGUUUAUAUAACAUGUAGAACUGAAGGCACAUCUCAUCUCUUGAUAGAUAUAAGUGAUGCACUCCAAAUCUGCUGUUAUCAACUAGGCCGUGCAUACUUCAAGCUGUCCCGAGCACUUUGUAUUAAUAUACCUCCUACGGACCCUUGCCUGUACAUCCUACGGUUCUCGUCGCAGCUGCAGCUGGAGGACAAGCAGCAUGAGGUCAGCAUGACGGCGCUGCGGCUUGUGCAGCGGAUGAAGCGGGACUCCAUCCACUCGGGGCGGCGCCCCUCCGGCAUAUGCGGCGCUGCGUUGCUAAUAGCCGCUCGUCUGCACAACUUCAGCCGGACACCGGGCGAUGUGGUUCGCAUAGUGAAGGUGCACGAGUCGACGUUACGCAAGCGGUUACUGGAGUUCGGGGAGACGCCGUCCAGCGCUCUGACCCUGGACGAGUUCAUGACCGUAGACCUGGAGGAGGAACAGGACCCGCCCGCCUUCCGCGCCGCCAGGAAACGGGAUAAGGAGAGGCUGCAGAAGCUAUUAGAAGAAGAGGAUGGUGAGAAGGAACUGACGGACUUGCAGAAAGAGAUAGACGCGCAGUUAGAGAAGGACAACUGCAGACGCAAGAAGAUGGUGGCCAACUCCGUUGUCAACAAAGUGAUAGCGAGAGAUUCAAAUACGGAUGAAGCAGAAGACGAAGAUGCAGCGGCAUCACGGUUCGCGGCACAAGACACGCUGGCGUUACUGGGGGAGAUCGCUUCCACCGAAUUACCUGAGGCCAAACAAAACCUGCAGAAAGGACUCGGCCCAGAAUUAGCCGUGAUAGGUCUAGCCCCUCGGGAAGAAACUGGUGGCGGUGGGGGUGCUUCCACCCCCUGGGGACGGGAUCUGGCCGCACACGAACUGCAGUUAUGUGAUGCUGAUGAGGAACAGAUCUCCGGCCUCAUCAUGAGCGAUAACGAGGCGAGGCACAAGACGAUGCUGUGGAACAAGAUCAAUGCCGCCUUCCUGAGGGAACAGAAGGUGAAAGAGGAGAUGCGUGAAAAGGAGCGUCUAGAAGGCAAAAAGAAGAAAGUGCGCGGUAGUUAUCGCAAAAAGGCGGCUUUGGGCGCGGCCACAGCCGGCGAGGCCAUCGGCAAGAUGCUGCAGGAGAAGAAGAUCUCCUCCAAGAUCAAUUACGACAUCCUGCGCAGCCUCGACCAGCCUUCCACUAUCAACGGAGACUGUACCCCCAAACAGGAGGAGAAAAAGACAAAAGCCCCGACACCGGCGACGGUGAUAGAAUCCCCGACGCCUCGGAAGCGGAAGAAGAAGGAGCCCGCCCCCGUCACCUUCCCCUCCGCCUCCCCCUCCCCCUGCCCCCGCCCCGUGUCCUCCCCUGUCCCCUCCCCCGUUCCCUCCACGGCGCGCAGGCAACAACGACCCGCGCCCUCUACCCCAGCGCCCUCUACCCCAGCGCCCUCUACUCGAGCGCCCUCUACCCCAGCGCCCUCUACCCCGGCACCGGCUACACCGGCGCUCGCAGAAGCGGAUGAAGAUUACGAAGAAGACCUGGAGCCUCAGCCCGAGCCCCAGGAGAACCUGUCCCUCGCUGCCAUGUUGAGGAACGACCAGGAAGACGACUAUUACGACUACGACGAGUAUUAGUCGACUCGGACAUACCUCGUAUGCAAACAUUGUAUUAUAACCCGGACAUACCUUGUCUUGAACGAUGGAAGUGAAAGUUGAAUAGACUAUAGUUAACUCGGUUAUACCAUAUCUUGGAGUAUACACUAUAUAUGACGACUAUAUACGAAGAGUAUUAGUCGACUCGGUCAUACCUCCAAUGGAAACAUUGUAUUAUAACCCGGUUAUAUCUUAUCUUGGAGUAUACACUAUUUAUAACGACUAUUUACGACGAGUAUUAGUCAGGUCGGUCAUACCUUGAAGGUAAACUUUGUAUUAUAACUGUAUAUUGUUAAACUAAGAAAAAGAUAUUCCAUUUGUAAGAUCACGUUUUAGGUUAAAUCACAAUAAAUCAAACGAUGGAUGGAUGGAUUGACUAUGACGUCAAAAAAAUCUAAUUUUCCAUGAAUAUUAUAUUAACUUUUUUUUUUUAAUUACCAUUACCAGUCUGAAAGUAACUUUCAGGCGAUAUGAGUCGAAAUCGAGUCAUCUAUACUAAUAUUAUAAAAAGGAAAGAUUUGUUUGUUUGUAUUGAAUAGGCUCCGAAACUUCUGGACCGAUUUGAAAAAUUCUUUCGCAUUUAGUAUCCUACAUUAUCUCUAAUGAACAAAGGCUAUAGAGUAUUUCCAAAAAAGUUAGAGUUCCAUAUGAAAACUUCGAUAAUGUAACCCAACAUGUGAAAAAAUACCAAAAAAUGACCUUUUAUUGCGUACGCUGUGGAAGUCAUUGAUAAUAGAGCAAAGUGAUGUACUGAAGUUUUAAAGAAGACAUCAAUAUCGACAAAAAAGUCCGCGAUACCAUAUGUCUAACUAUUACAGUUAUGUCACAACUAGAGGUCCCCUGCGGUUUUACUCGCGUUAAUUUGAAGAAAAAAGAUGGACAUACACUGCCGCGGACAUUUUUAUAGAACUUUUAAAAGGGCAACAAUUCUGUGAUACAUGAGUUUUGUCUUAUUUUAACCGUUUACCCAGCGCACGCAACGGAAGCUCACAAAUGGAAUAUUUUUUAUCAUUUUUCAUUGAUGCUCCACUCCUACUGGUUGUAGUAUGAUUUUAUACAACCCAACCAACGCCAAAAGAUUUUUUCAAAUCUGACCAGUAUUUCCUGAGAUAAGCGCGUUCAACCAAAAACAGUGCAUAAAUACAAGACUGAGAACAAUAAUUAUAAUAAAACUAGUUUUUACGGGUUAAUGCACGAAAACUUUAUUUAUUUAUUGACGUUUCGUAGCCUUUACAGGCUACGUCGUCAGAAGAACCUAACCUAAGAAACAAAU